AUGCUGCCACUUGUCCCGGAGAGCCACUUUGGCCUUUGGCUGGACCUGCUGGAGCUUGCGCACGCGGAGCAGGGGCUGGUGCGAGGGUACCGCCAGCUUGCGCCGGCGUGCUACCUGGGCUUUACACUGGGAGACAGGCACGCCUGUCCCGCGGAGAACGCGAGCUGGAGCCUGUUGCUCGUGGACCCCGUGCUGCAGCAAGCUGCUCGGGUUGCGGGCGCGGAAGGUACGGUGCGGAUCAUGGCGAGCACUUGGGCGCUGCGCCUCGACCGCAGCCCUGCCUGGCCACCUGCAAGCCUGCUGGCCGCUGAGCGGCGGCUACUCCGUGGCGCGAGUGGCGCCUGGGCCCUCGAGGAUGUGUACUCCCGCGGCGGCAGCUGUCGACUGGCGGUAGGGUCUGGGCCGGUGCUGGUGCACGACAACUGCCAUGGCGAGGACUGGGAGAGGAGGCUCCAAGGCCGCUGGCUGCACUGCCCGCUGAACGCUCCAUUGGCGCUGCUGGCGGUGUCCAAGGCCGGGUCCACGGCGGUGGCGCGCUGGGCGCUGCAGGUGGACUUCCCCAAGGGCCGAGACCUGGCGCUCAUGGCGAGGACCUGGGCACCCCAUGCGCCCAGCAGCCGCCAGCGCUUCCUGGACUGGGCAAGUCGCUGGCUCUUUCCCCGGCCCGAAGCGCGUGUGGGACGCCAGCUGCCGGCUGAAGACGUAGAGCGCUUGCGGCGCCUGGCAGCUCCGUCGCGUUUUGGGGCACGGUCCUUUGGGGCUCCCAAGAGGCAGUGCCUGACCUGCUGUCGGCACGGCAGGGGCCGCCUCAAAAUCGCAGUGGUGAGGAACCCCUUCGCCCGGUGCUUGUCGGCGUACCGGGCCAUGUUCGCGCCCGCGCGCUCCGGCACGGGCUGGGUCAGUGGCGGCUUCCUGGGCCGCAACUGCUCAGCACGGGAGGACCUCAGCCACUUCCUGGCCUUCCUUGGUACAGCUGACUUCCAGCUGGGCGCAACCGGUGCUGCCGAGCAAUCGGUGCGGGUUGUCUUCCAAGCAGGCGACGGCUGGGAUUCGACCUGGCUGACACGACAGAAGCUGUACAGCCUCGGAGUUCACGCGGGGCCACUGGACUUCAACCGUUCGGGGCUGCAGGGCUUUCAGAUAGUGCACCUGGAGACGCUGCAGGAGGACCUGGCUGCGCUGGCGGAGCCGCUCUGCCAGCUGGGCUUUUGCAGGCAAGUCGGCCAGGAUGCUUGGCAAUGGCUCAUGUCACCCGAAUGA
Molecule: messenger RNA, 1260 nt
Organism: Effrenium voratum
Lineage: Eukaryota; Dinophyceae; Suessiales; Symbiodiniaceae
Source: the annotation of a GenBank genome assembly